ACCAGAGGUUGCCUGUGCAGCUGGAGUACGGGUGGUUUCGUUGGAGGGGACAGAUCGUACGUCGACGUCCGCAAGAACCGUUGAUUUUAGGCGCUGUAGAUUGCAAACUGACUGCUGGUGCGCAGGACACCUCCGCGACUUCCAUCAGAACUAAUCAGAGAAUCGAUUUCCAGCCAUGUUUGGUGUAAGGCUGAUGCUACUGCUGCUACUGGUGCUGGUGGCUGCCACGUAUGCAGACGAGGAGGACUGCAGGCCGGCGGAAUGUGAGCUGGUCUUCUGCGACGUUCCUCAAGGCUGCCUCUAUGGCACCGUCACCAAGCCUUGUGAGUGCUGCCCUCAGUGUGCCCAGGGGCCUGAGGCGCCGGCCAGCACAGGGGAUGAGAGGCGAAAAAGAUCUCCGCGAAGGCCAGGCAGCGCCAGGAGGGUGGCUACACAGCACAAGCACUUCGCCUCGGGCAGUAUACCCAAGGAGUACCAGGAGCUGCUCGCGCAGGCGAGGCUGUCCGCCAAACGCAAAGGCCGCUGACGUUCUCUGUGAUGGGUUGGUGAGCAGUACGAGAGAGCACGCAACAUUCAUCAAGGGGAGACUCCUGUACGCUGAGCGAGUCGCAAGUCUCGCUCUAUGCAAAUAUAAUAGGAGCUUAAAGGUUUCAGGGUCAUUACGAUGAACAUUUUGAUAUGGUGCUUGCUUGACAGCUGGGAAAUUGGAGUGGGGGAGUUAAUACAUAAGAAUAAUGCAGCAGAGCAUGUAUUAUACGGAAUUUACGUCUCCAAUUGGUAAUUUAACAAUACAAAUAUUUUUCAUAUUGUAUAAAUAAGGUGUUCAUAAAAUGUCAUAGGCAAGUUUUAUAAUUAUGUUCCUGCUCUAUGGAUAAGAAUGUUUGAUUUAUGAAGUGUGAACCUUUUCUUUUUUAGUGUAUAAAGUAGGGAAUCCUGCAGUAGAUUUUUCAUUGUGUUUUCAAAAGUGAAACACUUUUUUUAUUUUAACAAAGUGAACCUUUUGUUUCCUAUGUUUAAACCAUUGUGUUGUUUGUUCAUAACAAUGAACACCUUAUGUUUUUUGUUCAAAGUAGUGAACCCAUUUUGGUGUAUGUAUAACACAGCAAAUUCAUCAUGUUCAUAGUAAUUUACCUGAAAGCCACCACUUCUCUAUUGAACUUGACGAGGACAGGAAGCUGGCGGCUUGUCAAAGGUUAUCCCCAUUUGUUCUGAUUUUUAAAUAAUUGUUGUGUCUCUAGCAACUCGUAUUUUUUGUUCAUAUCUGUUAAUUAAAGCAUUAUUACUAACCUGUUACUCUGCAUGAAAUACAAUAUCUACAACAUAUUAGAAUCAUGAUUGUUUGAUGUUUGCUUAAGUUUGCUUAAGCCUCAAUUAGUUCACAUUCUCAUAAUAAAAGUAAUAAAAUAAUAAACUGAUAA
Molecule: messenger RNA, 1418 nt
Organism: Procambarus clarkii (red swamp crayfish)
Lineage: Eukaryota; Metazoa; Arthropoda; Malacostraca; Decapoda; Cambaridae
Source: RefSeq, a predicted model, not a curated record